AUGCAACAGUCGGGGCAUGUCCCCGGCUUGACGGACCGGCGAUACGAGGGGGUUAUUGCAACAUACCGGGCCGACAAAGGCUUCGGAUUUAUCAGGUGCUCGGAGCUACGGCAAAAGUUCCCAGAGAAGGACGUGUUCCUACACGGGAAGCAGCUGGGCGCCUUCAAGGAGGGCGACGCCGUCUCCUUCGCGAUAUUUCUCAACAGAGACGGCAAGCCGCAGGCCACUGAUUUGACCUACUUAAACGGCGACGGCAUGCAGCAGCAGCAACAGCAGCAGCAUCAGCAAGGCAUGCUGCAGGGAAUGCAGCAUCAGGGCAUGCAGAUGCAUCAGGGAAUGCACCCUGGCAUGCCUUGCAUGGGUCAUCCCGCUCAAGCAGGUAGCAUGAUGGCUCAAAUCGCGCCGCCACCUCAUCAGGCAAUGCCUGACGAGGAUGUGCAGGAGGUGGAGGUUCCCAAAGAGUUCGUCGCGAAGCUGACGAGCGAGGGAGGAAGACUUCACGAGCUGAAGCACAUGGCGGGUUCGGACAUCACUAUCACCUUUCAGACGCGACCUGAGCUGGUCAACAAAGCGGUGGCCAUCAUCCGGGGUCCAAAGGUUAGCGCAAGCCUUGGGGCCAUUCUUCUGAUGCAGGAACUGAGCGAGCUGAUUCAAAUACCAGUUUGCCGCUUGACGUGA
Molecule: messenger RNA, 678 nt
Organism: Symbiodinium sp. CCMP2456
Lineage: Eukaryota; Dinophyceae; Suessiales; Symbiodiniaceae
Source: the annotation of a GenBank genome assembly